Messenger RNA from Papaver somniferum (opium poppy), 1581 nucleotides. RefSeq lists its product as uncharacterized. The record is from RefSeq and is a predicted model, not a curated record. NCBI's taxonomy places the organism in Eukaryota, Viridiplantae, Streptophyta, Magnoliopsida, Ranunculales, Papaveraceae. The transcript has 4 exons. The coding region runs from base 1 to 1581 and encodes 526 amino acids.
AUGAGAGACUUUCAUAAUUGCAUUGAUUUUUGUGAACUUAUUCAAGCUCCAAAGUCUGGUCUGGAGUUUUCCUGGUGUAAUGACAGAUUGGGCACAAAGAGAAUUCUUUGCAACCUAGACAAAGCUUUCUUUAAUUUGAAAUGGCUUGAAACCUUUAAUGGCUGGCACUAUAAAGUAGGAGCUAGAGGUAUUUCUGAUCAUGGACCUCUUGUUGGAUCUGAUACUGUGAUUCCUAGAGCCCUCAAUAUUUCCUUUAGAUUCCAAAAAAUGUGGCUUUCUCAUCCUUCUUUUAUGCAAGUGAUUUUUGAUUCUUGGAGUGAAGAAAUUUCAGUUACAGCAAGAGGAGAAUAUGACAUUGCUGCUAAUAAUUACCAUACUUUCUUGAGGGACAAAGCUAGAAUUAAUUGGAUUAAAGAAGGAUAUAUAAAUUCUAAAUUCUUUCAUACAAGCAUAAAACUGAGGCAGAGAAAAAAUUCCAUUGCAGAAUUAGAAGACAGUUCUGGUAAUAUUAUCACUGAUCAGAAAGGAAUUGCUGACAAUCUUAUUGAUCACUUCAGCCUUCCAGAUGAAAAUGAAAUUAAAAAUGCUAUCUUUGAUCUUAAUCAAGAUAGUGCUCCAGGUCCAGAUGGAUUUACUGGAACUUUCUACAGAGCUGCUUGGGAUAUUAUCAAAAGCAAUCUGGUGGAAGCUAUUCAUUACUGUUGGAAGAACAACAUAAUUCCCAGUGCAUCUAAGCUUGUAAAUGAAAUGGUCACCAAAAGAAGAGGAGGUAACUUAUCCCUUAAACUAGAUAUUUCUCAAGCUUAUCAUACCAUGAGUUGGGAAUUCUUGUAUAGAGCUAUGAAGCAAUUUGGUUUUUCUGCUAAGUUCUGUAACUGGAUUUUGGUUUUGCUCAAAUCUUCCAAAAUUUCAAUUAUGUUAAAUGGAGGACCUAUUGGAUUCUUUGGUGUUGGAAGGGGACUUAAACAAGGUGAUCCACUUUCCCCUAUACUUUUUACAAUUGAAGAAGACAUUCUUAGCAUAAAUAUUCAUCAUAUGAUUCUUGAGAAGAAAAUUCAGCCUAUGGUUGUAAGAAAUAGUAUGCAUCCUUCCCAUUUAUUAUUUGCAGAUGAUAUCCUUCUUUUUUGCAAUGGUGGUAUGAGAAAUAUUACAAACCUGAGAUCUUUAUUAGUUGAAUACCAAGAUGCAACUGGUCAAGUUAUUAACGCUGCAAAGAGUAAGCUUUUUAUCAAUGGUACUUCUGAAUCAAGAAAAAGACAAUUUGUUGAUUUCUUUCAAAUGAACUUAUCUACUUUUCCUGAUAGAUAUUUAGGAGUGAUGUUGGUUCAAGGGAGGGUUAAAUCUUGUCAUUUAUGGCACAUUGUUGAUUAUAUGCACAACAGACUUGUUUCUUGGAGUGGAAAAUUCUUAAAUUUCCAGGCAAGAUUGACUUUGGUAAACCAUGUAUUAUGUAGCAUUCCUAUUUACAAUAUGUCCAUUUAUAAGUGGUCAAGGAAGAUUAUUGAUGCUUGUGAAAGAAUAAUUAGAAAUUAUUUGCGGUUUGGAAAUGCAGAAGACCAAAAAUAUGUUACUCUAAAAUAG